CCUCGUGAUAUUCUGAAGGGAUUGAUUGUGAACACUGAAAAAACCAUUUUCGCAGCUAAUCACGGUUCGCUAAAGAUACUUUGCCGUUGUAACUGUAUGAAUUUCUAAACUGCAGCAAACGGUUUGCUGUCGCAUCCAAUACAAUGGGCACAGUAGCAAAAUAAUUAGCUGUCCAUAUCUUACAACUAAAAUUUCGUUGCCACAUACAGUUGUUAGCUACGGCAGCUACGGUUUUCUCCCCGUGAAGAAGAGUGCAGGAGUAAAAGCUGAAGUAUUGAGGAAGUUCACAGAGAUAUCUUAAUUUGAAGCAAUUAAUUAAUUUGUCCAAGCAAUUUACUAAAGGCGCCGUUCACAUAACUUGACCGAAAUUGCCGCGGGCUUAUUGUACCAAAGAAUGCCUGAAGGAUGUGUUAUUUCUUCGUCCUUGAGAUAUCCCCCGAAAUUGAUUUUCCGGGGCAUAAUAAAAGGCGACAGCACGAAUAAGCACCGAUAGCACCGCGUUCCAGUCGCGUGAUCGACGUCGCCACGCGUCGAAUCGCUACGAAGUCUCAAUCGCGUUAUAGCUUUCGGUGCUCCAAGAACAUUACGUGUGCCUUCAGUGGGGAGAAAAGAAAAUUAUAUUCGUUGAUAUUUCGCACGGUGACGUGACUAAAUACGCGACGCGACGUACGGCAAAAAAGCGUUACUCCAAGAAGAAAUAUCACUUGACAACGACAUGAAGCGAGGAAGAAAUGCAAUAACCUGUUGACUAAAUUAAAAUGAACCGAGGGAAAUACCUGUGCAUUAUGCCGAUUAUAAUCUAAGCAUUAAAUCGUACAUUCAAUUUUGCGACGACUGUGCGUAAGAUGUGCGUAAAAUCUUGCGAGGAUCCGUGAAGUCUCACUGGGAAAGUUGUCGCCGAGAAAUGUCCGGAUUUCAGCAGUAUCCUACAGUCCGGACUUUGUCCACACUUCACAUUCCGGCCGACGCGCGGCGAGAGCGUCUGAACGGCGACGCCGUGAUCGCGGUUGCCGCAGCUCCCGAUUAUCGACCACGGAUGCAGGCCCGCCACGGUCAAGGCGCAGCCGCGGCCCAGGCGCGGUCGCCGCGAUCAAAGCUGUCGGACUUCUUCCACGUCUGGGUCAACAACAUCCGACUGUUCUACUCCUGGGGUAACUUAGACGGCCUGACACCGCAGUUGCCCAGCACGAUGGGCAAUCUGCAGAGCGACGGCAAGAAGAAGCAGAAGAAGAAGGAUGCCCCGCCGGUGCCGACGUCUACGUCCACGUCCACGGACAUCGAGCCCGAGAUAACCGAGGACCAAAGGAAGGAUAAGCGGGACCAGCCGCCCAAAGUCCCGGAAAGGCGUGAUGAGCCCCGCGAGCCGAUUAAGAUCAGCUUCGAGAAGCCGAUCAAGAUCAGCUUCGAGAAGGUGCACACGCCGGGGCAUGUCAAGAGACAGGCACCACCGCCGCCACCGAUGGUGGUGCUACCCAAGGACACGCAGGAAAGUGUAGAGCCUGAAUGUCGCAAGGAUACUGCAAUAACAGUGAAGCCAAGCGUAACAACGGCGGAGUCUUUCCGCUCGAGUACCACGACGUCGACGACGACACCGGCCCAGACCCCGACGAGUCAGCUGCCGCCACUGUUGGUGACCGAUUCGUGGCGUUUGGCGAACAAGGGCCUGGUCGUUACGGAAAUGCCGACGCCGCCCAGCCAGGAAUCCUCGAGUGACAGUGUCUUCACUGAUCCCGGAGAGCUUACUAUGAGUCCGGUCACGGCAGGCACGAGACCGGAAGUGAAACGUAAGCCGAUCCUGGAGACGAUCGACAGCAAGGACGAGAAGCCUUCGUUUACACUCUCGAAGCACAAAAAGAUCCAUCUCUCAGUGAUGAGUCCCCGAAUAAGCGUAACGUCGAGCGAGAAGAAUGCGAUAUCGAGUCCACGUACUCCACAAAGGCGACACAGUGUCUGUGAGUCUUCCACGUGCGAAGGCAGGGUGUUGAGAAGAGUAGCCAGCUUGACCCUGGAUCGGAAUAGCGCCAAGAAGAAAAGAGGUUCCAGGAGUAUCAUCUGCCAGAAGUCAGCUCACCACAGGCAAUCCGAAGACCGAGAACUGCCAAUCUCUUUGACCUCUGCGCUAUCGGACAAAGGCGCGAAGAGAAAUUUUACGUCCCUGACAGAUCGGACAGGCACAGAUGACCUUCGUUCAGCUCGAACUAAAUCGAGCCAAAUCUGCAGCGAACACUCCAUGCUUAAAGAUACUUAUCCGUACGAGGAAGAAGUGAAGAGGCUGAAAGAGGAGAUCAAACGGCUGCGCGAGACUUCCGUGGAACGGCAGAUAAGCACUAAGGGCCAGUCUACUCAGACAUCACCGAGAAGCUUAUCGCUGGUUGACGGCGAUGCCAGUGAAACGAGCAACGUAGAUGCUGGUAGCGUUAGAUCAUCAACAAUCAGAAGUAACGUCGCAGAUCUCGAUCAAGGAAAGAUGACUCUCGUGCUCUCCCCCACGUUGAUCGACAAGGUCGAUCGGUCGUGUUUAUCGCAUAGCAGUCAAACAAACGCGCCUAGUGAAGAUUUGGCGGCGUAUCCGUCAUCGUUGCCACCUCCAUUAUCGUCGGAAACAUUCUCGAAAAACCGAUCUACACCUACCUCGAUUCCGACGAUGUCUUUUGUCUCACCACCUCCGCCGCCGCCGUCCCCGUUCACCCUCGCUACCGAACUGGUGCGUGACGGCGAAAGGACAGUUCCAUCAUCGUCGACAAAAUUAACGGACGUUUGUAGGAUACCGACACCACCGCCGCCACCUCCCCCCAUGUCAGCGCAAAGUACAUUUUCGUCCCCUCCGCCUGCUCCGUCUCCACCACCACCCACGCCAAGUACCACGCAUACGAUACCUAUUCCUCCACCUCCGCCUGUGCAAGCCAUCAUAAGUGCGAUACCUCCGCCAUCUCCUCUGCAAAACAUGAUACCUCCGCCGCCACCCCCGCCGCCAUCCGCGCCCCCGUUCUCGGUCAAACCGCUGAGUAUUGAGAGUGGCAUGGCGGGACCUCCACUGCCACCACCACCACCACCUAUGCCUCUUCAAAGUGCGACGUAUGAGAUGUCUUCGUCUACGAAAUUAUAUAAUAAUACCGUACCUCCCCCGCCACCACCGCCGUCUACGCCGAUGUUAAACACAUACGGAAUACCACCGCCGCCUCCUCCACCACCGUCAUUCUUGACGAGUGCGAUGCCUCCUCCGCCGCCUCCGUUACCUGGAACGCAGGGUCCUAUGACUGGUGCACCACCGCCGCCACCGCCACCAGGUAUGCAGGGUGGCAUACCUCCACCACCUCCGCCUCCCGUCGGAGGCUCAGGCGCGGGUCCUCCACCACCGCCACCCCCGGGGACAACGGGACCUUGUCCUCUACCCGCGCCACCGGUCGGAGGAUGGAACCCGCCCAGCAGAGCCAUUAUGAGAAAGCAAGCUUUGAAUCCUGACGUGCCUAUGAAGCCACUGUACUGGACGAGGAUUUUGGUGCCAGUUACUGCGACCAGUCAAACUUCGGUAGAUACCUCAGACGUGUCACCCCAGACGCCUCUGUGGUUGGAACUUGCGGAGGAGGAGGAUAUAAACAUGAAAGAGUUUGCUGAUUUAUUUUCGCGGCAGGUGAGAGAAAGAACUCCGGCCAAGAAGAAUGAAGGGAUGCCCAAAGGUUCUAAGAUCCAACCUGCGAAGAUAUUAGACUCGAAGCGUUCGAAGAUGGUGGGAAUUCUUGAAAAGAGUCUGCACAUUGAUUUUAGCGAGAUCGAGAAUGCAGCCUACAAUUUGGAUACGAGCGUGAUCAGUCUAGAAGCGUUGCAACAGAUCUACGAUAUCAAACCGACGCAAAAGGAAAUCGAAGAAAUUGCAGCUCACGAAGCAACUUAUCCGGACAUUCCUCUCGAUCAACCGGAAUUAUUCCUCAAACGAUUGUCCGGGAUAAAACACUUCUCCGAUAGAGUAACCUGUUUGAUGUUGCAAUCGGAAUUUCAAGACGCGAUAUCGUCGGUUUCAUAUAAAUUGAACAAUGUGCGAACUACGUGCGACUUCCUGCUUAAUUCCGAAUCUUUGAAGAAAGUAAUAGCUAUCAUACUGACCUUGGGCAAUUACAUGAACGGCGGAAAUAUGAUGCGCGGCCAGGCCGACGGGUUCGGUCUGGAGAUCCUCGGCAAAUUGAAAGACGUAAAAUCGAAUGUACCUGGUAUAACCUUGUUACACUAUGUUGUUAACGCGAAAUUGUCUCAAGAAAAGGAACAUAACUUCGAGGAGCUGUUGCCUUUACCUGUGCCUGAACCGGCUGACGUGGAAGCCGCAUCCUCAAUCAAGUUCGACGACAUUGCCAAGGAGCUGGAUAGACUGGAUAGAGAAUUGCAGGCAUGUACGCAAAUGUGUAAUACAAUCGUGGAAGAGGAUCCAUCUACAUCCAAAAUAUUCAAGAAGAAAGUAAACUCAUUUGUGACGAGGGCGAGUACCGAGUUGGCGAGCGAAAAGGAAGAGCUACUGGAGGCUAAAAAUAAAUUCAAAGCUGUGAUGAAAUUCUAUCAGUUUAUUCCUAAAGGAUCCACUCUGGAGACUGCAGAACCUUAUGACUUCUUCAAUCUAUGGCUUGGUUUCUGUCGGGACUUUAAGGAUAUCUGGAAGAGGGAACAGCAGCGAAUACGAAAGGAACAAAUGGAAAAAGUUCGUAAAAAAUUCGAGAACAAAUCUGAUGUUGUAAGAGUAAAAUUAAAUCCGCAUGGAUUGAAAGCGAAACUACAAAAACUCACGCAUAAAAAACAGACUCAAAGAUAGUCCUAUCGAAAUGUCCAUAAAUUGAUAACGAUUAAGGAUAUAGGCCGGUUUUGCGUUUUACAUUUAUACGUAUUAUACGUAUUACAUUUAUACGUAUUCAAUAUUUUCUAAAUUGUGAAUUGCAUAAAUAAUUCCCCUUAAUACUCUGGCUUCCAAAGGGAAUUUUAUUGUAUAUUAAUUUCUAACUCAUACAUAUUCGUUAUUUUUCGACUUGAAUCGAAAAUGAUAUCACGAAGUACGAAUGUUGUAUAGUUUCAAGGCGGAAAUUGCUGCAUUCGUUAUACAGACGCUCUGAAAAAUCUGUAUCUGCUCUAGUUAAGAAACUUUAUUACUCACUUUGCAUUUAAAAUCGUAUAACACGAAAAAAUGCUUUUCAGAUAGAAAUUUCGAAUUGCUCAAAAAUAACGGGAUUUUUUAAAUUUAAAUUCUAAUUAAUUAUAUAGAAAUGUUGAGAACGCUCGAAAUUCGCGCAACGAAAUGCGAUCGAUUUUGAUCCAAGUAUAAAAUGGAUUGCCGAUCUCGAUACGUCCUUAAGCAACCAAUUGAUAAGAUUCUAUACUAUACAAUUAGAAUUGUUACAGACUGAAACGUUAACAGUGUACUAAAGCGGCAAUGUAUACUUAAGUAGAUACGUUCGUGAAAUUGAUUAAUCAUUAAUACGUCUUUAAAAAAUAUAUUGUAAAACAUAUAUUAAAAGAAAUAUGUAUAGACCGGCGACAGUUUUACGGGUAUUACUUAUGAAGACAUUUCAAUCUCUGUAUUACUCUGAACGAUUCAGCAAGCGCUAUGUUAUCGGAGAAUAAUGUUCAGUAAAAAAAAGGCUAUAAACAAGGUCUAUCCUUUUUAGCUGCACCUUCUUACAUUGUUUGCAUUUGACAUAAAAUAAACGACGCAAAGCUUUAAAGAAAGUUGUGGGAAGCUGCUGAAACAGAAACUAAAAAGGAUAUACCUAUAUUACAAACAUCCAUGAUGAUUCUAGAAAGAAGGAACUCGUACUUCUUUAUAACAUGUAUUUAUUUCGUCAAGUUUUGUUACCCUACUUUAUUUUCGAUAAAAAAUAUCGAUUGUGAUAAUUGCUGUUAAUUUUCGUGAACUAUUUAUUGAUUUAUUUAUUCGUUUGUGUUAAUUUAUGCUAGAUUAUCAUGGAUUAAUACCAGUGUACAUACAAAGAAUAUUAAUUAUACGAAUUAUCGAAGUUGAUUAAUAAAAAUUCUUUAUAAAAAAUA
Molecule: messenger RNA, 6021 nt
Organism: Vollenhovia emeryi
Lineage: Eukaryota; Metazoa; Arthropoda; Insecta; Hymenoptera; Formicidae
Product: formin-2-like
Exons: 11
Coding region: 905-4795 (1296 amino acids)
Biological process (GO): cortical actin cytoskeleton organization; actin filament network formation
Cellular component (GO): cytoplasm; cytoskeleton
Molecular function (GO): actin filament binding
Source: RefSeq, a predicted model, not a curated record